CCAGAGUCGAAAGCACAGACCAGUAAAUAAAGUCUAAAGCAAACUGGUGCUUAGUCUAUGGGUGACAAGUAUAAAAAUAAAUAAAAGAAAAUAUUAACUGAUUUUUCGAAAAAGUAUCACAGAAGUAUAUUUAUAUCAAAAAUUAUAUCAACUGUUUAGUUAUGCAGUUUAAGUUUGCCAUUAGAACUUUUACUAAAACUACAUAUUGUAUAUGUUAUACAGUACAACCUCGAAGAUUUAAAUCCAAAGUGCCCGCAAAUCCAGUGACAACAUUAGAAAAACAAACGCACCAAAGAAUUAAAGUUGAUACAAACACAAUAGCUCUAUUAGAGAGGCUUUCUUUAGUAAAAUGCGAUACGGACGAGGGUGUUAAGGUUUUGGAAGAUUCUAUCGCUUUUGCAGAUAAAAUUCUUCAUAUAGAUACUACUGGGGUGGAACCUCUGUAUACUGUUUUAGAAAAUGAAAAUCUAAGUUUACGACAAGACCAAAUAACUCAAGGCAACUGUCAAGCUAAUAUUUUAAGAAAUGCUAGUGUAACAGAAGAUGACUAUUUUGUUGCUCCCCAAGGCAACAUACCACUCCAUGAAGUGCAACCUGAAAUAAUAAAAUCACAAAAAGUAAAGAAAAAUGAAAACUGAUUUACAAAAGCUUACUUCCUUAGCAAAAUUCC
Molecule: messenger RNA, 670 nt
Organism: Pararge aegeria (speckled wood butterfly)
Lineage: Eukaryota; Metazoa; Arthropoda; Insecta; Lepidoptera; Nymphalidae
Gene: GatC
Product: glutamyl-tRNA(Gln) amidotransferase subunit C, mitochondrial
Exons: 2
Coding region: 162-638 (158 amino acids)
Biological process (GO): regulation of translational fidelity; mitochondrial translation; glutaminyl-tRNAGln biosynthesis via transamidation
Cellular component (GO): glutamyl-tRNA(Gln) amidotransferase complex; mitochondrion
Molecular function (GO): glutaminyl-tRNA synthase (glutamine-hydrolyzing) activity
Source: RefSeq, a predicted model, not a curated record